This is a messenger RNA of Colletotrichum fioriniae, 1449 nucleotides long. RefSeq lists its product as uncharacterized. The record is from RefSeq and is a predicted model, not a curated record. Gene Ontology annotation, cellular component: cytoplasm. Lineage: Eukaryota; Fungi; Ascomycota; Sordariomycetes; Glomerellales; Glomerellaceae. Gene Ontology annotation, molecular function: asparaginase activity; beta-aspartyl-peptidase activity.
AUGGAGUACAAGCGUCAGUCUCCGGCCGCCGUAAAGGUGAAGCCGCGCCUCAUCAUUCACGGCGGCGCGGGCAACAUCAAGCCGUCGAAUCUGCAGCCGCCAGAGUACGCUGAGUACCGCCACGCCUUGCUGACGAUUGUCAGCAAGACAAACGCCUACCAAAGCACACCCUCUCUUGCCAGCACCACAGGCACCCUCCCCUCAGCCCUAGAAACAGCAACCCAUGCCGUCACCCUCCUGGAGAAUAACCCCCUCUUCAACAGCGGCCACGGCGCAGUCUUCACCCGCGACGGCAUCAACGAGCUCGAAGCCUCCGUCAUGGUCUCCCGCGGCUUCGCGAAGCGCGGGGUCGGCGUCACGGGGUUACGACACGUCCGGAACCCCAUUUUGUUGGCGAAAGCGAUUUUGGAGCACGGGGAUGAGGAUUUGGGUGGGAACCCGGAGAGUAGUCAUCCUUCUUCUUCCUCUUUGACUACUACUGCUGCUGCUGCUGCUGGCAAUGGUGGUGAAGAUGGUGCUUCUGCUGGCAUCGACGCCCCCUCAGCGCAAGGCCACACCCUCCUCCACGGCGCAACAGCAGAGACCCUCGCCAAGAAGUACGGUCUGGGCUUAGUAUCUAAGGAGUACUUCUUCACCCAACGGCGGUGGGACGAACACAUCCGCGCCCUUGAGAGAGAAAAGGCAGGCCAGGGGUCGAGCACGUACAGCACGACAGAGUUCCUUCCGCAAGGCACCGUCGGCGCCGUGGCGCUAGACGAGGAUGGCGUCGUCUGCGCGGCUACGAGCACCGGCGGGCUGACGAACAAGUUGACGGGCCGCAUCGGGGAUACGCCUGUCGUCGGGGCCGGGUUCUGGGCUGAGGAGUGGGUUGAGGAGGGGGAUCCGACGGGGGCGUUUGCGCGUGCUGGUGCUGGUGCUGGUGCUGGUGGUGCUGGGGAUGGGUUCCUUGUGUUGGGUGAAAGUUUAAAGGGGUUGAUGGCGGACUGCCUUCCCUCGCUGAGGACCUAUUCCCCCGUACCUGGCGGCGAAGCCAGUCUGCGCAAGGGCGUCAAGACGACGAGGGCGAUCGCUGCCUCCGGGACGGGUAACGGGGACUCCUUCAUGCGCGUCGCCGCCGGCCGGACAGUCGGCGCCGUGGCGCGGUGGAAGCCGCUUUCCGGGGCUGAUGCCGUGUCGUUUGUUUCUGGUCCGGGCGGGGAGUUGCAGAGCAGCGCGGGUCCGCGGUGGAAGGUGACCGGCGAGGGCGAGGGCGGUAUCAUUGGGAUCGAGGUUGCGGUUACGAGGAACGAGGGAGGGGAAGUGGUGGGUGUGCGGUCAGAGAUUCUGCAGGAUUUCAACUGUAAUGGGAUGUACAGGGCUUGGAUUGCCGAUGAUGGCAAGGCGUAUGCCAAGAUUUAUCGGGAUGGUGUUGAGGGGGUUGAUGUGAGGGAGUAUUCUGAGAAGUGGUGA